ACUCGGAGGCUUCCGUAGAGAGAGAGGGGGCAAGAUGGCGGUGGCAGCGCUGGGUCACUUAGGUGCGUUAUGGAUGCAAAGCCUGAGGAGCCGGGGGAAGCUGGUCUUGGGGCUUCUUUCAUCUCAUAGUGUUUUACCCCAAUCAUAUGUCCACACAAGUGCUUCUCUUGACAUUUCUCGAAAAUGGGAGAAGAAGAAUAGAAUUGUUUAUCCUCCACAACUGCCUGGAGAACCUCGGAGACCAGCAGAAAUCUACCACUGUCGAAGACAGAUAAAAUACAGCAAAGACAAGAUGUGGUAUUUGGCAAAAUUGAUACGAGGAAUGUCCAUUAACCAAGCUUUGGCUCAGUUGGAAUUCAGUGACAAAAAAGGGGCUCAAAUAAUUAAGGAGAUUCUCUUAGAAGCACAAGAUAUGGCAGUGAGAGACCACAAUGUGGAAUUCAGAUCCAAUUUAUAUAUAGCUGAGUCCACCUCAGGGCGGGGCCAGUGCCUGAAACGCAUCCGCUACCACGGCAGAGGUCGCUUUGGGAUCAUGGAGAAGGUUUAUUGCCAUUAUUUUGUGAAGUUGGUGGAAGGACCCCCUCCUCCACCUGAGGCACCAAAGACGGCAGUCACCCACGCCCAAGAGUAUAUUCAGGAGCUUCGCAACCGGACCAUCAUUCAUACUCUAUGAUGGGAGAAUUCAAACUCCACAGUGUAUAUAUUUUGCCAUUUCUUUUCUAAAACAAACAAAUAUUAAAGACAGAUGUAUUUUA
Messenger RNA from Galeopterus variegatus (Sunda flying lemur), 755 nucleotides. RefSeq names its product mitochondrial ribosomal protein L22 (gene MRPL22). Lineage: Eukaryota; Metazoa; Chordata; Mammalia; Dermoptera; Cynocephalidae. The record is from RefSeq and is a predicted model, not a curated record. Gene Ontology annotation, cellular component: ribosome; mitochondrial large ribosomal subunit. The transcript has 7 exons. Gene Ontology annotation, molecular function: structural constituent of ribosome. Gene Ontology annotation, biological process: ribosome assembly; translation. The coding region runs from base 35 to 673 and encodes 212 amino acids.